Messenger RNA from Aphanomyces invadans, 1653 nucleotides. RefSeq lists its product as hypothetical. The transcript is spliced from 3 exons. NCBI's taxonomy places the organism in Eukaryota, Oomycota, Saprolegniomycetes, Saprolegniales, Verrucalvaceae. Bases 1 to 1554 code for a protein of 517 amino acids. The record is from RefSeq and is a predicted model, not a curated record.
AUGGCGUCUAGUGUCCAAGGUCUGCAGCCGGCGGCGUCGAACAAUGCCAACAUCAUCACACGACACACACGCAAAGCACAGAGUCCAGAGGCAUCGACACCCUGCAAAGCCAAAGUCCACGACGGAGGUAAAGUCCCAGCAACUCGGCCAACCGAGGCUACCGCCGUGUCUUCAUUGCCGAAGGUCUCGCCACUCCACGAGUACCUCCAUUACCUUCUCGAGCACAUGAAAUGGGACAGCGACGCGACCAAGUCCAAGUUGAAACAACUCAUGCACUUCGACACCCUCGAACGCGACUCGCUCCACAUGACGUUAGGCCACUGCCUGAAUGAAAUCGACCGUCUCCACUGCGUGCUGAAGAAAGUUGACACAACGGUCGAUUCAAAUCAAGCCGACGAAGGUGCAGAUGCGCGCCCAGAAGACGAAACCAAUAACGAACCAGAGGAGGACAAACCCAAGGUGCCUCUGCGAGGAGCCAAGUACCAUGUUCCAGACGCAAUAGACACCAAGCAACCGCCUCCUAUCAGCGCCACAAUGAGUCCUGCAUCCAUCGACCAAACUCCGCGACCUCAUGUAGCCACUCCUAUCUCGUCAGCGUCCCCUGGCCAUCGCCGUCGAAGUAGCAUUCGCCGCAAGUCCCUCACAUCCUGCAAAAAUAGUCCAGGCAAAGUGAGCAUGAGUCCCGGCAAGUUGGGCAACGUGGCCAACCAACUCGUACUGGUUAAAGCUAAAAAGCCAAAACAAUUACCCGCUGGCAAGUUACCCUCGGCCACUGCUGCUAACCACCAACGCUGGGCCAUCAAGAUCGCUCGAAAAUUCAAACCACUUAACUUGAGUCUGUUUACGUUCCACCCCGCGGCCGCAGCGAUUCCGCCACCCGUCCUUGAACUCGGCCCUCAACAAAACGCCAUGAUGCUGCGGCAACUGCGCUACGUCAAAGGUGUCAUGCACGAGCUUCCGUGGGCAAAGAGUCGCCUUCGCGACAUGCUGUCGCAGUACACGCAAAAGGAUUUGUCCAAGGAGCUGCUGUUUCCGCAGCUGAGCCACCUGAGCACGCAGGUACAGGAUGAGCUCACGUCCAAGUCGCAAGCGCAAAAGAGCUUGCUCGAAACCAAAUCUAAGCUCACUGUGACGCUGCAACUCGCCAAGUGCGUCAUCAACGAUCUGCACAUCCUCAAGUUUGGCCGGCGAGGUAAACCGCACGAGACCAAGCUGUUCUACGACGAGUGCCACCCGUGCAUGCUGUACUGGCAAUCCAAACAAGGCGAACGAAGCAAUGCAUAUCUUCCCCUUCAUGGAGUCAAAGCCAUCCACAUCGGGAUGGAAACGGCCGUGCUGAAGAAAGCCGCCAAGAAAACGCCAUCUUUGGACGCUGAUUGCUUCCUCAGCUUGGUCACGGACGACCGCACGCUCGACCUCAAGCUCAAGAACGUCCUGCAGCGCGACUGGUUGCUCAAAUCGUUGCGAGAAGUCGUCGACUAUGCCAUUCAGUAUCGGGCCAACUACUCGGCCAAGAAAACGCUCAACUUGACACCACGGCUGCGUCGCAUGUAGUGGGCUUCAUGUGACUUGUCAAUGACCAGCAAACAUCGCGUGCUGGACGCUCCUGGUCGAGCAUCGUUGCAAUUCGGCGAGGAAAUCGAGAGGGCAAGG